Messenger RNA from Elephantulus edwardii (Cape elephant shrew), 948 nucleotides. Its product is annotated as olfactory receptor 8J3-like. The record is from RefSeq and is a predicted model, not a curated record. Gene Ontology annotation, molecular function: olfactory receptor activity; G protein-coupled receptor activity; odorant binding. NCBI's taxonomy places the organism in Eukaryota, Metazoa, Chordata, Mammalia, Macroscelidea, Macroscelididae. Gene Ontology annotation, biological process: G protein-coupled receptor signaling pathway; sensory perception of smell. Gene Ontology annotation, cellular component: membrane. The transcript has a single exon. The coding region runs from base 1 to 948 and encodes 315 amino acids.
AUGGCUCCUGAAAAUCUCACCCGGGUGACUGAGUUCAUUCUCAUGGGGGUCACAGACCGGCCAGAACUCCAGGUCCCCCUUUUCUUUGUCUUCCUGCUGAUCUAUGGGGUCACUGUGGCCGGAAACCUGGGCAUCAUCACCCUGACCAGUGUGGACGCUCGUCUUCAAACCCCCAUGUACUUUUUCCUGAGGCAUUUGGCUGUCAUCAACUUUGGCAAUUCUACUGUCAUUGCCCCUAAAAUGCUGACCAACUUCUUAGUAAAGGAUAAAACCACUUCUUAUUAUGAAUGUGCCACCCAAAUGGGUGGCUUCCUGUUUUUCAUUGUGUCUGAGGUGUUCAUGCUGGCUGUGAUGGCCUAUGACCGCUACGUGGCCAUUUGCAACCCCCUGCUCUACAUGGUUGUGGUGUCUCGGCAGAUCUGCCUUCUGCUCGUGUCCCUUGCAUACGUCUAUGGCUUGUCUACAGCUAUUGUGGUUCCAUAUUGUGUAUUCUCCAUGACUUACUGUUCUUCCAAUAUCGUCAAUCAUUUUUAUUGUGACAUUGUUCCCCUGCUAGCAUUGUCUUGCUCUGAUACUUACCUCCCAGAAACUGUAGUCUUUAUCUCUGCAGCUACAAAUUUGGUUCUGUCUUUGAUUAUAGUUCUUGUAUCCUAUUUCAACAUUGUCUUGUCCAUUCUCAGGAUACGCUCAGCAGAAGGAAGGAAAAAGGCCUUUUCUACCUGUGCUUCACACAUGAUGGCAGUGACAGUGUUCUAUGGGACACUACUCUUCAUGUAUUUGCAGCCUAAAACGGACCAUUCGUUAGAUACUGAUAAAAUGGCUUCAGUGUUUUAUACACUGGUAAUUCCUAUGCUGAAUCCUAUGAUCUACAGCUUGAGGAACAAGGAUGUGAUAGCUGCUUUCAAGAGAUUCCUGUCAAACCCAUGUGGAUCCUUAAAACCAAUGUAA